Molecule: messenger RNA, 2789 nt
Organism: Pieris napi
Lineage: Eukaryota; Metazoa; Arthropoda; Insecta; Lepidoptera; Pieridae
Product: transmembrane protein 104 homolog
Exons: 5
Coding region: 138-1646 (502 amino acids)
Source: RefSeq, a predicted model, not a curated record
UGGUAGGUAAUCGGUACGGGUACCAGCCACACACUUGCACCUAUACAUUUUGGUGAAAAAAUGGCCCGGAGCCCCUUAAAAGACGUAAAUAUUAACUAAAACAGCAAUAGCGGUGGUUUUUAAGAGGAAAUAUAAUAAUGCCUGUUGCUGAGGGAGGCGAUCAAUACUCUGUUUGGGUGGGAUUAAUUUACAUAUUUAACUUAAUAGUUGGUACUGGGGCUCUGACUCUUCCAGCUGCAUUUGCCAGAGCAGGAUGGGGCCUAAGCACAAUAUCUCUUGUAUUCCUGGCAUUUAUGAGUUUUAUGAAUGCAACAUAUGUCAUAGAAACUAUGGCAUGUGCCAAUGCUGUAUUCAAAUGGAAAAGAUUGCAACUUUUAAAGAGGAAUAGUAUGCAAGAUAAAGAAAACUCAGAACAAACUACCUCAAAUCCUCCUGAGUAUGCAGAGCUUGAAGAUCCUGUAGUUUGUGGAGACUCUGUACCUUCACAAUAUUACAGUCUUGAUAAGAGAAUUGAGCUAGGGGAAAUGGCUAAUCUCUUCUUAAGUAAAACUGGACGGACAAUGGCCUAUUGCAUAGUAUGUGUUUAUCUGUAUGGGGAGUUGUCAAUAUAUUCUGCUGCUGUUUCCAAGUCUUUGAUGGAUGUUGUGUGUUCAACAGUUCCAUCAAAAAUGCAAAAUAUAACAGACGGGCCCUGCUUUCAUGACUCUGAAGGGACCUUCACUUGUAUUGAUUGUUACCGAAUGGCUCUAUUGACAUUCUUCGCAGCAAUGGGACCUUUUGUCUUCUUUAAUGUUCAGAAGACAAAAUACCUACAGCUGUUUACUUCUGGCAUGCGGUGGCUUGCAUUCGUCGUAAUGAUAUCAAUGGCGAUACAUCUUCUAAUCAAACACGGUCCUCAAGGGAAGCCGCCAGCCUUCGAUUUCACGGGUAUGCCCAAUUUGUUCGGGACCUGCGCCUAUGUAUUCAUGUGCCAGCAUUCGCUCCCUGGCCUAAUCAGCCCUAUACGAGGUAAAAGUCACCUUGGGCUCCACCUCUCGCUUGAUUACAUAGUCAUUAGCAUCUUCUAUCUCCUUCUGGCGAUCACGGGCGCGUUCGCGUUCGCAAACCUCAACGAUCUUUAUACAUUAAACUUCGUGCCCACAAAUAAUGAGAAUAUUUUUCUAGAAAUAGUCGCACACUUUCUCGCUCUUUUUCCUGUAUUCACUCUCUCUACGAGUUUUCCGAUUAUUGCUAUUACAUUGAGAAAUCAUUUACAAAGUUUGUUUUUGGAUACGAGUCGCUUGGAGUCGUAUAACUUUGUUUUACGCAAGUUGAUAUUUCCAAUUGUAGCUGUCGUUCCUCCGCUAUUACUGACAUAUUUUUUGGAGGAUAUAAGCGUUCUUAUUAUGUUUACAUGGUCUUAUGCUAGUUGGUGGAUACAGUAUUUGAUACCUACCUUUCUUGUGCUCUUUGCUAGACGACAUUGCGCUAAUUUGUUAGGUUUAGGAGCGGUUAAUAAAUAUAAAAGUCCAUUUUCAAAUGUAUCGUGGGCUGUGUUUGCCCUACUUUGGUCAUUUAUAUGUAUAAUGCUCGGAGCUGUAAAUACAAUCGAGAAAGAUUCAGAUCGUGAAACAUCAUAUUUUAACGAAGUUUUUAACUUUAAAUAGGUUAAACAGCCGUACUCACAUUUAACCAUUACAUUAUCUUUAGAACGUUUAUAAUAGUAAAUGUAAUGCCGGUAUUAGGAUUAAUUAACUAAUUCUGGCUCAGUACGUAAUUGUACUGUUAGUCGUUACCAAUAAUUGCCUACUAAUUGAUUCCUUGUAACCUAAGUGAUUAUUUAUAUUUAUAAAAAACUAACAAUUUCUUACAAAAAUGUGUUCAUUGCUGAUUUAUGCAUGUCUAAUGCACAAGUAGUUUGGAUAUCUUCGUCUAUCGCUUAUUAACUUAUGCUCACGCAAAAUCCGCGUGGAAUCAUGACAUAGUUACAUCGCAGAAGAGCAAAGAAGCUAUCUUCUUUCCUAUAGAUAUAAGAUAUAGUUAUAAGAGCAGUGGCCAAAGGGCUUUAGCGGACGAAAACCCUAAGGUCGAGAUCGGCUUUGCACCGACGGAUUCUCCUAUGCAAUUUACAAUUACUUGUGAAUGCUAUCAUCGCGAGGAAGACAUCUUCAGAGUCAGGCUGGUCAUCUUGUCUUUAAAAGAAAAUGACCAAAGAAACCUUCAAGACCCAUUGUUCUAGCGGCACUAAAUUAUUUAGAUAUUUAUAUCAUUGUUUAAAAUAUAUAUAUACUUUACUAAGAGAUGGAUGAGAUUUCAUGGUAAUCAUCAUACGAGAUUUAGCGUUAAGUGUGUAUUAGAUUUCUCUUAUCUCGUUUCUGAAUCUCACCCUUAAAGUCAAAACAGUACAAUAAUUAAAUAAUAUUUAGAAAUUAAAUAAGAAUUACGUAUUUAAGACCCUUUACUCGCGAUGUGAUUGUUAAUUUAUAUGACAAUAAUACAAAAUAUAAUAAAAUUGUUUUAACAUAAAAUAAUUGUGUAAGAUAGUCUAAAUAUGUGAGAUUAAUUGUGUGUGGAUUCCUAGUCAAGUCAAAUUUUUAUAGCAUCUAGUUCUAAUAACGUUAUGACUUUUAUAUUUUUUUACUAGAACAAAUGAGGAAUUGUCAGAAAUGGUAUUGGUACAAUAAUAAUUUUCUGUGAUAGCGUAACGUUUUGUAUAUAUUGUGUCUAAUUGCUAUAGUUAAAAUAACUUUUGAAUAUUUUUAUUACACUUUUAAAUAAAUUCAGAGUGUGUAUAAAUUUAUUUGUGUGUU